AUGAAUUACGAAUUCGAGCGAGAGAGCGGUUUUAUCAAUAGUCAGCCGACGCUUGCUGAGUGCCUGACAUCUUUCCCCCCUGUCGCUGAUUCAUUUCAAAGUUCAUCAAUCAAGAGCUCGACGCUUUCACGCCCGACACUGAUUCCUCCUCCCUUUGAGCAGACCAUCCCCAGCCUCAACCCGGGCAGCCAUCCGCGGCACGGCCGGCCCAGGCACAGCCCCGACGGAUGCAGCCCGCUGCCCACAGCCUCUUUACCCCCGGAGUACCCGUGGAUGCGCGAGAAGAAGGCGUCCAAGAGGAACCACCUGCCGACCUCCACCGCCACCACCGCCAUUUCUAAUGGACCUGUGUGCUUUUCUCCGAAAGGUGGGUUAAUUUUCGAACACUUACAGCAAAACUCUGUACUACCUGGAGCUAAUGCAGAGCCUAUAGGCCCUUCCCUUAUAACAAAAAAACACACAUUAGUUCUGUUUUUUCCUCUGAUGGAUAUUUGGUUAUUUGUUUGCGCUUAUGUUCUAGAAAGAAAGAAAAAAGUUUGGGUAAAGUUUGGUGAUGCAAGAUGAUUUAUUCCCCGAGCCGUAGCAGAGUUUUGAUGUGUGACAGUAAUGAAGAGUGAUGGAGUGCCGUUGCCGAGGAGGGCAGCUGGAGCAUUCAUUAGUAUCGCACACUAGCCUGGACCUCACUGCUUUUAUCCCGUUUGCUUCACCACCAUGCUGCACUUUUUUUCCACGCGUAAAACAGUCUAUUUAGUAUCUUUAGCUUGCUCUGCUUUUGGUUAAAAGGUUUAUAAGCAAGGGUCAGUAAAGCUCCAGCGGCCAUUUUGCUGCAGCAUGCUGUCAGCCUCUCUCUGGUGGUUUGAGAGAGCCAUAAUGUUAGAUUCACAGGCAGCAGGGUUAUGUAACUGUUGUGUCCUGCGUUUUUUAAUCCGCUGCUACUGUGCUUGCUUGUUUUCCAGACUCGCCUGAGAUUGUGGAGAGUGCCGGGGGAGGAGGAGGAGGAGGCUCCCGGCGGCUGAGGACAGCGUACACCAACACGCAGCUACUGGAGCUGGAGAAAGAGUUCCACUUCAACAAGUAUCUAUGCCGGCCGAGGAGGGUGGAGAUCGCGGCCCUGCUAGACCUGACCGAGAGGCAGGUGAAAGUGUGGUUCCAGAACCGGCGCAUGAAGCACAAGAGGCAGACGCAGAGUAAGGAGAAUCACAACGGGGAGGGCAAAGGGCCGUGCGCCGAGGACGGUAUCCACAGCGAGGAGGAGGAGGACGAGGCGGGCCCCAUGUACGAGCGGAGCGGGGCCCUGCUGGAGAGAGAUACCUGCUCCUUUCAGAAUAACUCUCUCAGCUCCACGCAGCAGCUCCACAAUAGCGAAGCUUUGGGUUUUGCUGCUGCGCCGCUGAACAGCAAUGACAAAAAUCUGAAACAUUUUCCCAACCCGUCACCCACUGUUCCGGGCUGCAUGUCAACAAUGGGCCCUGGCUCGGCAUCUGGCCCGGACAAUGGCGACAGUCCCCCGGCCCUGGAUGUUUCUUUACACGACUUUCAGCCUUUCUCCUCGGAUUCCUGCUUACAGCUCUCCGACGCAGCCUCGCCGAGCCUGUCAGAGUCCCUGGACAGCCCCGUGGAUAUUUCCACGGACAGUUUUUAUUUUUUCUCGGAGUCUCUGACUACAAUCGACCUCCAGCAUCUGAACUAUUGA
Molecule: messenger RNA, 1693 nt
Organism: Xyrichtys novacula (pearly razorfish)
Lineage: Eukaryota; Metazoa; Chordata; Actinopteri; Labriformes; Labridae
Source: the annotation of a GenBank genome assembly